AUGGACUACCUGCAGACGUGCCUCAUCUUCUGCCUUCUGAUCCUCUAUUCCUACGGAGGACUGUCUAUAGACAUAUCACAAUGCAUCGCACCCCUGGGGAUGGAAUCUGGUGUGAUUCCCGAUGCAGACAUCACAGCGAGCUCGAGUUUCGAUAGCGGAAACGUCGGGCCACAUCACGGACGGCUGAGGCAAGAGAGCCACGGGGGCGCCUGGUGCCCGAAGCAGCAGAUCACGACGGAACCACGCGAGUGGCUGGAAAUCGAUCUUCACACGGUCCACAUGAUCACCGCCACCGGCACUCAAGGACGUUUCGGUAACGGGCAAGGUGUCGAAUACUCGGAGGCUUACAUGCUGGAAUAUUGGAGACCGAAGCUCGGAAAAUGGGUUCGAUACAGGGACGUCCGGGGCGAGGAGGUGAUCAAAGGGAACACGAAUACCUACCUGGAAUCGAAGCACGAGUUGGAGCCACCGAUGUGGGCGAGCAAAGUCCGUUUCUUGCCGUACAGUUACCAUCGACGCACCGUUUGCAUGCGAGUGGAACUGUACGGUUGCCCAUGGAACGACGGUAUCGUGUCGUACUCGAUGCCGCAGGGGGACAAACGCGGUAACUGGGAGUUCUUUGACGCGACUUACGACGGUUACUGGGACGGCCAGCUUCUUCGUGGCUUGGGGCAGCUGACCGACGGCAAAAUCGGACCGGAUAACUUCAAGAUGGGUUAUUACGAUUACGACCGGGGUCAGGGUUGGGUCGGUUGGAGGAACGACACCAGGUCCGGUCAUCCCCUCGAGAUUAAAUUCGAGUUCGACCACGUCAGGGAGUUCUCCGCUGUACACAUCUACUGCAACAAUCAGUUCACUAAGGAUGUACAGGUGUUCUCCGAAGCGAGUAUAAUGUUCAGCGUCGGUGGCCGUUACUACACCGGCGACCCGAUCGUGUACUCGUACAUGGAGGACAGGAUCUUCGAGCACUCGAGAAAUAUCUCCGUCAAGCUACACCAUCGGAUCGGGAAGUUUGUCAAGCUGAGGUUAAGCUUCGCCUCCAGAUGGAUCAUGAUCAGCGAGGUCACCUUCGACUCUGACGUCGCUCACGGCAACUUCACCCCGGAAGCGCCGCCCACUACCGAAGCGCCGAGAUUGCGGGAUCGAAUAUCAGCGCGUGACAAUCCACUUCAGGCGGAAGUGCCGGUCGUAAAGCAGGACGACCCGACUUACAUGGCAGUGAUCAUCGGCGUUCUAACCGCCGUGAUCCUCCUUCUGGCUGUCGCGAUCUUCCUGAUUGUCUCGCGACACAGGCAAAGGAAGAACUUCGCCAGCCCGUUGGGCGCGAAGAGCGCGAUACCAUCGGGCAAUCAUCAACACCUGUCCCCGGAGUCCGCGUACGGCACCACGGAGAAGGACCCGUCGUUGAUGACCUACAGAGUCGAGGAACUGGACGAUCGGUACGGUGGGACCAAACUGACGACCUUGCCCCGCGAUCUGAACGAUCGUCUGCUGGGCGACGUCAGGCUGGACGAAUACCAGGAGCCGUUCCACGAGAAGUAUCGGGAACCACCCCACGCAGCUUAUUACGGAUACAGUACUGUUGUUAUAGACAAUAAGGAUCUUCAUGACAGCGUCGAACAGUCUGAUGCCACUUACGAUUACGCAGUACCAAUGCCUGUGCCUAGUGUAAGCAGCGACCAGGACAGCGUGUUCUCGAAGUCAUCAUCAAGGGGUAGCGCGAAGGCGUGCUUGCAGAGCUUUUUCCCUCCGCCGCCACCACCAAUGUGCGCGCCGCCCCCGCGAGGAUCCAGCAAUCUGACGUACUCGAAUCCACCGAGCCCGGAGCCAGUCUGCGAGCGUGAUCGCAGGGGAAGCAAGCGUCGCGAGCACUCGUUGCACAGAUACGCGUAA
Messenger RNA from Dufourea novaeangliae, 1893 nucleotides. RefSeq names its product discoidin domain-containing receptor 2-like. The coding region runs from base 1 to 1893 and encodes 630 amino acids. The record is from RefSeq and is a predicted model, not a curated record. The transcript has 8 exons. Lineage: Eukaryota; Metazoa; Arthropoda; Insecta; Hymenoptera; Halictidae.